AUGGAAAAAUCCAAAAAUUUCCGCAUCGACGCCCUGCUGGCGGUGGACCCGCCGCGAGCCGUCUCCGCGCAGAGCGUGCCGCUGGCCUUGGUCACCUCACUCUCGGCCGCCGCAGCUGGACCCGGCGGCGGCAGCGGCGGCGGGGCGAGUAGCGGGGCAAGCGGCAGCGGCAGCCCCACAUCCUCCGAGCCCACCGCGGCACCCGCCGACCGCCUGCGCGCGGAAAGCCCGUCUCCCCCGCGCCUGCUGGCAGCGCACUGCGCGCUGCUGCCCAAACCCGGUUUCCUGGGUGCGGGCGGCGGCGGCGGCGGCGCGGGCAGCGGGCCGGCGGGGCCCCACCACCACGCUCACCCGAGCGCCGCCGCCGCUGCCGCUGCCGCUGCCGCCGCCGCUGCCGCGGGGGGCCUGGCGCUGGGGCUGCACCCUGGGGGCGCGCAGGGAGGCGCGGGCCUCCCGGCGCAGGCGGCGCUCUAUGGCCACCCAGUCUACGGCUACUCCGCGGCGGCGGCCGCGGCGGCGCUGGCCGGCCAGCACCCGGCGCUCUCCUACUCAUACCCGCAGGUGCAGGGAGCGCACCCCGCGCACCCUGCCGACCCCAUCAAGCUGGGCGCCGGCACCUUUCAGCUGGACCAGUGGUUGCGCGCAUCCACCGCGGGCAUGAUCCUGCCCAAGAUGCCGGACUUCAACUCCCAGGCGCAGUCGAACCUCCUGGGGAAGUGCCGCCGGCCGCGCACGGCCUUCACUAGCCAGCAGCUGCUGGAGCUGGAGCACCAGUUCAAGCUCAACAAGUACCUGUCCCGGCCCAAGCGCUUCGAGGUGGCCACCUCGCUCAUGCUCACCGAGACCCAGGUGAAGAUCUGGUUCCAGAACCGGCGGAUGAAAUGGAAGCGCAGCAAAAAGGCCAAGGAGCAGGCGGCGCAGGAGGCCGAGAAGCAGAAGGGCGGCAGCGGGGGCGCCUGCAAAGGCGGCGCGGAGGAGAAGGGCGAGGAGGAGGCGCUGGGGCCGCCGGCGUCUGGGGACAAGGCCAGCGGCCGUCGCCUGCGGGACUUCAGGGACAGUGACCCCGAGGAGGACGAGGACGAGGACGACGAGGACCAUUUCCCCUACCGCAACGGCGCCAGCGCCCACACCGUCUCCUCCGACUGCUCCUCGGAGGAGGACUCGCCGCCCCCGCGGCCGGGCGGGCACCAGCCCCCGCCCCAGUAG
This is a messenger RNA of Marmota flaviventris (yellow-bellied marmot), 1206 nucleotides long. It is a transcript of the gene Mnx1, whose product is annotated as motor neuron and pancreas homeobox 1. Gene Ontology annotation, biological process: spinal cord motor neuron cell fate specification; regulation of DNA-templated transcription; central nervous system development. Gene Ontology annotation, cellular component: nucleus. NCBI's taxonomy places the organism in Eukaryota, Metazoa, Chordata, Mammalia, Rodentia, Sciuridae. The record is from RefSeq and is a predicted model, not a curated record. Gene Ontology annotation, molecular function: DNA-binding transcription factor activity, RNA polymerase II-specific; sequence-specific double-stranded DNA binding.